Adelges cooleyi (spruce gall adelgid) is the source of this 5593-nucleotide messenger RNA. RefSeq names its product protein FAM135A. Lineage: Eukaryota; Metazoa; Arthropoda; Insecta; Hemiptera; Adelgidae. The transcript is spliced from 18 exons. Bases 457 to 4068 code for a protein of 1203 amino acids. The record is from RefSeq and is a predicted model, not a curated record.
UAGCGUUCGAGUGCAUAAUCGGUGGUCUGACCGGGAAGAAUAUGGGUCAAACGCACGUUGGACGAGUACAAGUUUCGCCUGGCGUUUAAAGCGAUUACGAAGUUUUUUUUGUUCUUAAAAUUACUCUUGAGAAAGAGAUAACUUAUUAACGUUGUGGGUGCGAUGCGGAAAAAUGAAAAUUUAAAAUGUCUGUUUAGUUUCGAUUUAGUGCGGACCGUAUUACAGUAGUUGCGCGUAUGACGGCCGUUUCGACGAAACGCUCAGCUUAUCACAAAGAUGUAUCAAGUGGCCGGACACGUUUACACUUCGCUCUUAAAACAAAACGUUAUAUAUACUGCCUUUAAGAUACCAGUAAUUUGGGCACGCCUAAACGUACGUCUGGAAUACUCAUUUAAGUAAAUUGACCCCACUCGAAUUCUAUGAAAUGAAAUUGAAAACAGCAAAUAUCGCGCUAAUAUGAGUGAACUGCAAGCAACCGUAGAAUUCGCUAUUGAAUACUGCAAAUUUUACAACAUAGAUCUAUUUCAACGAGGAUUAUAUCGCAUACGAACCGAGCUCAAAGUCUCUCCUAAGCUAUCUGUUCAAGUAGAAGUUAGUUUGAAAAAGCACCAACAAAGACACGAGAAUCAAAAAAAUCCUCAACUUUACUAUGUGGAAAAUUGCGAAGAUCUAGGAGUUAGCAAAACUUUUCGAAUACUUUACAGACACGAAGAAAUCCUGCUUGACGAUAUUAUUUUGUUUAAAGCUCAUGUACUCGUGGACAGUCACAAACUCCAAGAUAGCCUCGAACGAGCAGGGUUUAUUUUAAAUGUUGAAUUAUGGUUCGGAGAAAACGGCUCCAUGUGCUGUGUUUCCACUAGGAGUCUACAGUUGCACGUUUGUCCAUCUCGAGGGUUGCACUACCAUUUACCAGUGUUAUUUGACUACUUCCAUUUAUCAGCUGUAACAUUAACCAUUCACGCAAAUCUAGUUGCUUUGCAUCAACCGUAUAUAAAGAAAAGCAUAUUGAGUUACAUGCAGAGCUGCGCUCCGAGAACUAGUAAAACGUGGUUGGCUAAUAAUACAAAUCGAUUUAACUUUAGACCAUCGCAUUCUAUAGAAUCGAUAUUUUUUGGCAGUGCGAAUGGUCAACAAAAUGGAACUACAAAAUGUGUUGGAAGUUCUGGUAGUAAUACCAACGCGAACCAUGUCAGCCGAAUGCUUAACGCUCGUCUUAUACACCGCGAGGUAUGCUCGUUGUUGUCGGAGGCUUUCGACAACCUUCAUUCCACAAUUGCUCAAUAUAAUAGGAUAAUGCCAGUAUGGCAACAAGUUGAAACACCGGCUGAUCUCAAAAAUGCCGUUAUAAUCCCACAAACUAAUAAGAUCCUAGACGAAGACGAAUUUCUAGCUUUAGCGAACAGUAGCAUAGCUCAAUUAUGUGCUCAAAAUAUAUUGCUUUGGCACCAUUUUCUGGAUAAUUUUACAAAAAAACAAGCUAUCAACCAACAUCUUUCAAAAAAACACCAUCAACUCCGAGUUAGGAGAUUCGCCGAAGCAUUUUUCGUAUUAGAAAAUCCAAGACAAAGUGCAACGGGAUGUUAUGACGAUCACAACAACUAUCAACACUAUCGGGCAGUCUCCGAAGCGGCUAGAAGGUCAAGAUAUUUAGCUUCUUUACCUCCUUUGCCGGUUCAUUGUUCUGCUACAGAUGGAGAUCCGAUCACUUUGCCAGUAAUAUUCGAAGAUCAGUACACAAAACCAGGAUCUAUCAGUAGACGUAUAGAUAGUGACUCUUUUAUAAAUGUCUGCGAUGCUCAAAUGAACGCAAUACGAUCUACACUGUUAUUUAAUGAAGACUGUAGUUGUGGUAUUGCAGCAAUAUUGGAGUCGAGAAGAUGCAGCCAAUUGGCAUCGACGGGGAAAUUAGUAAAAAAACAAGGAUCGUAUGGCGAACAAAAACCGGAUAACUCUCGAAUUAAAACAAGACACAGUAAAUCGUUAGACCAAUUAUUGAGAUCAACAGUGAUGGAAACACCAAUGCUAUCGUUACCUUUAAGUUUUUCAAGAACAUUUGAACCCAAUAAUAACAUAAGUCCGGUUGAACGGUCACUACAAUCUAAGAAAUUAGUACAUAAAGCAACACCAAAUAUUUUACGACAUGAGAAUAUGACGUUACCUCGUCGCGAAAGAAAAAACGUUAAACCGUCAGAGUUCAGAGUUCAAAUGAAUGGUUACGCUUCUCUGCCAUUGAGAAAAAACGAAAAACGGAAUUACCGAUCGAUGAACAGAAGAGAAAAAAUUCAAACGACGUCAAAUCAAAAAAAUUCUCCUUCGUCUGGGGAAGAAUCACCAACGUCGAGGUUAGGAACGAGUAUCAGCGUGCCGAUGCAGUUGGGAGAUACAAACACGUCUCCUGUGACUAUAAAGUAUACAAAUAGCACGACUUCGAUACCAGAUGUGGUAAACGAAAAGACGAUCCCAAGUGUGGCAAAUAGUAGCGAGUCGAUGCCGGAUCUCGCGUCUGCCAUUGUCACUCGUUUUCCUUGUGUGUCUGAUAGUGAUAUUACGUCUGAACAGAGUGGAUGGGUAUCCAGUCGCCGGUCUUCAGUGUCUUCGCUUUCUGCCGAAAUCACACCAAAAGUGGAAGACCCAUAUGGAACAAAGCAAGACUUGUUAAUGGGGAGGGAGCUUCAAAAAAGAUUACUGAAAUUGUUAGAAGAAUCACCCAACAGAAGAGCGACACCUCUGAAUAAAAAAGUAGUUGCGCGAAAAAAAAAUAAAUUUGAAACGGUUAAACCUGUUAUAAAUGAUCAACUUUAUGAAGAAGUGCGACUACCCCCUCCAAGACAAUUCCGAGAUAUACCACUUCCUCCCGAACCUUUUAGAGAUGCAGCACCACCUCCGGAUUCUGUAGAUAAUUUGUUGUAUCACAUGUAUGAAACAGUCAAAGAAGCGCGAUGGAACGACGAGCAUCGGUUAGUAAUGAAACAGAGAUUUUCUGAAAACCUAAAGAAACCCGUAACUAGAACAAAAAGAAAUAACUCAGAGCCUGAAUACUACGAGGACGACAUACAUAAAGACGGAAACCCCGAUGAUCGAAUUCAUUCGUAUAAUAGCGUAGAAGAAAAUUCCAUGUUUCAAAAGUACAAGGAACAAUUUAAAAAGCAGCUGAGUUUUACAGGAAUGAUCUACAGCGAUACCCCCAUAUUAGCUUCAACAUUACCGUAUUUUCAUAUCAGCGAGGACUUGCGUAUGUUUUCGCCGGAAGGUGUUCAUCUAAUAGUCUGCGUUCACGGACUUGACGGAAAUUCGGCUGAUCUACGUCUAGUGAAAACAUACAUCAAAUUGGGUUUACCGGGAGCUCACUUGGAAUUUCUGAUGUCUGAAAGAAACCAAGGUGAUACGUUUUCUGACUUCGAACGCAUGACAGACCGACUAGUUAAUGAAAUUCUCAGUCACAUAGCUUCGUAUCAUUUGGCUUCUUACCCCACUCGGAUAAGCUUUGUCGGUCACUCUUUGGGUACAAUCAUCAUCCGAGCGGCAAUUGCACGACCACAAAUGAAACACUUGUUGCCCAAAUUGCACACAUUUCUAUCGUUAUCCGGUCCUCACUUGGGUACACUGUAUAAUACAAGCGGCUUAGUGAAUAUGGGCUUAUGGUUCAUUCAAAAAGUGAAAAAAAGCGGUACGCUGUUGCAACUGUCGUUAAAGGAUGCUACGGACAUUCGACAAACGUUUUUAUACAAACUAGCUCAAAAUUGUCAUCUAAGCUACUUCAAACACGUUCUUUUGUUCGGUUCGUCACAAGACAGAUACGUACCUCCACAUUCGGCCAGAAUCGAACUGUGCAAAGCAGCCAUUAAAGACACAACAUCUACAGGUCUAGCGUAUCGAGAAAUGGCGAACAACAUAUUGUGUCCAAUAAUCAAUAAACCAGACGUCACCUUUAUUCGAUAUGAUGUACACCACGCACUACCCAAUACGGCCAAUUCUUUGAUAGGACGUGCCGCUCAUAUUGCUGUUUUGGACUCGGACUUAUUUAUUGAAAAAUUUCUUGUAGUAACUGGACUUAAAUACUUCAGAUAAAAUACUAGUUACGAUCGAGAAUAUGCUAAAAAUCUUAUAUUUAAGUACCUAUAUGUCUUCACUAACAAUUAUACAGUUCAGCCAUAUCAAAAAAGUAAAAUUGUAGGGUCCGGUUAAUUAACCAGCAUUUCUAAUUAUAAAACAAAAUUGCUUUUUCGAGAAUGUACUAUUACUUACAAAAAUGCACAAAACGCUUUCCAACCCCACCCCCUACCAAAUAGUGGUAACAAAUAAUAAUAGGACAGUGUAUUUUAUUUUUGUCGUCUUGAACACAUAAAAAAAAAUGGAAAUAUUAAUAAAUGGUUGUUACUUAUCGCACCCUUCAAUUAUACUCUUAAUACAGCACAAGUAGUCGACAAAAUUGUAACUUUUAAGUCUGAAUAUUCUCAUAAACAAGAUCAGGGAAAUAGUGCUAAUUCAUGUUUAUAUAUUAAUGUGAACAUUAAGGGUACAUAAUUCAGCUCUUAUUAAAAAUAAGGAUCUCUUAUAGUCGGCAACCUGAAGAGAAUAAUGUAUAAUCCCACAUCUUUCUAAAUAAGAAAACAGUAUCGUGUCGACUAAACUUUAAAUGAAGCUUGAUUACUAUGAAAUUUAAAUAGGACAGAUAUUCUAUUUAACUGCUACCCACCAACUAGGCAUUUUAAAGAUGAAUCUUCCAAAAAUGAACACUCGGUGAUACCUAAAUCUCCUGGUGCUAUUUACCUAUUUAUGCAACAUAUCAUACAAUUAAUAUUUUUAGUUGUGUAGAAAUUGUUUUUAUACUGUUAGGAGUGGGUUAGGCAGUUCUUGAACUCUAUUUGGCGAACAAUGAGUUCAGAAGGCGUUAAAUCAUAAUUUGUUAUUUCAUACAAAAUCGAGUUAAACUAUUACAACAAAUGUUGCUUUUAAAAUCUGAAAAUAAUAUUUAGGGCUACAUAUUUGUUCCAUACAACACAAGCCUAUUUUGUUUUAGAUAGGUAACUUCUUAAUUAUUUGAAUUAAUAUAUAUUAUUGAUUAUAAAAAUUGUUCAGAAACGGUAUUGUUAGUAACAGUUUAACAAACAGCAGAAUUAAAGAUGGCGAUCAAGCUUAGUGGAGAUAGCCUGGAGCAUAAUUUUUUACUUUUUUUCUAUGUAUCUAACAUAAUAAAUUAUAAAAUAUUUUCUUAGAUAGCUGCAGACCCUGAAAACAACUACUCAAAAUGUUUGAUCAAGAUCUUAAAUGAUACUUAAAUUCAAGUUCAUACAUUUUAUUAGGUACACAUAUUUGGGUUACUAUACAAACUAAACACAAAAUACAACUAACAUAAUAUUUUAUCGAAACGUCAAUAAUUAUGAAUAACAAAAAUCAAAUUAAUGAAGAUAAACAAUCAAUUUUAUAAUCCAAGUAUUGGAUUACAUUAGUAUUGUUACAAUUCAGCUGUGCUCUAAGUCCUAUAAUGUUAUGUGUACUGCUCAAAAUUACAUAACUAUUAUAUUAUUGUUUAAGUACUUAUAUACUUAUAAAGAUGUUUUAUGAAAUACAAAGAGUCAAUUAUGUUAUAAUG